Molecule: messenger RNA, 1761 nt
Organism: Diospyros lotus (date-plum)
Lineage: Eukaryota; Viridiplantae; Streptophyta; Magnoliopsida; Ericales; Ebenaceae
Product: rust resistance kinase Lr10-like
Exons: 3
Coding region: 1-1761 (586 amino acids)
Biological process (GO): protein phosphorylation
Molecular function (GO): ATP binding; protein kinase activity
Source: RefSeq, a predicted model, not a curated record
AUGGCCGUCUUCCUACUAAAUCUUAUAACAUUCCUCUUUCUACCACAACUCCAGGCAAUUGCAGCAGCAACACAAGCUCCAGGCAAGUGCAGUGGCUGCUGCGGGGACGGUCUGGUGAUCCGGCCGCCGUUCCGUCUUAAACCCCGUCGUAAUGAUCAUCAGGCUGCUGCAGCAGGAGGCCAUGGCUGUGUCUUGCCCCGUCACUAUCUUUCCUGCGCCCAGAACCGAACUUGGCUAGAGCUCUCCCCCUCUCUGAAACUGCAUGUCAAGUAUAUCGACUAUGCAUCACACGUUAUCCACACUUCUUAUCCUGAUCUCGACUGCUUUACCAAACACUUUCCAGACACCAUCAAUCUGUCUUCUUGUCCCUUCCGAUUCGCAGAAGAUUACAUUUUAUAUAACUUCAGCCUCUUCCACUGUUCAUCCACAAAGCCGGACAGCUACUCGUUUGUUUACCCUGACCCCAUUCGCAAAGUUUAUGCUAUAGCUUCUUACGUUCCCGUCGUGAAGUUUCCCAUGUUUUCCUGCAAAAAGAUGUGCGACAUUUAUUCAUUUCCAGAUAGUUUCUACUCUCUCUUCGUGAGCUUAGAUUCAAAUGGUCCCAAGUCGCUUGUCCAACUCGAAUGUGCCCCCCAGAAAUCAGCCAUAGCCAACGCAAAACUGCAGUAUUCAAAUGCGUUGCAUUUUUACUUUUGCUGGAUUAAAAUAAAAAAAGAUGAUCAAGCAAAGAUCAAGCAAUUUUUGAAAUACUAUAGAAGUCGCAAGCCUGCAAGAUAUUCCUAUGCCGACAAGAAAAUCACCAACAAAUUCAAGCACAAAAUAGGCCAAGGAGGCUAUGGAACAGUGUACAAAGGAAAGUUCUCUAAUGACGUCCAUGUUGCAGUCAAGAUCCUCCAUGAUGUCAAGGGAAAUGGAGAAGAGUUCAUCAAUGAAGUGGGAACCAUAGGAAGAAUUCACCACAUAAACAUUGUCCGUUUAGUUGGCUUCUGCGUUGAUGGCUUUCGAAGGGCUCUUAUUUACGAGUUCUUGACCAAUUAUUCACUGGAAAAGUUCAUUUCAUCCAAUAAGGAGAGACUCUCAUUAGGGUGGAAAAAGUUACAAGACAUUGCUCUAGGCGUAGCUAGAGGAGUUGAAUAUCUCCACCAAGGUUGUGAUCAACAAAUACUUCAUUUUGAUAUUAAACCUAACAAUGUCCUGCUAGAUCAUAGAUUCAACCCAAAAAUAUCUGAUUUCGGCUUGGCGAAAUUGUGUUCCAAAGAACAAAAUGUGAUUUCAAUGACUGCUGCUAGAGGCAUCGUAGGCUAUAUUGCACCAGAAGUAUUCUCUAGAAACUUUGGAAAUGUAUCGUUCAAAUCAGACGUAUAUAGUUUUGGAAUGCUCCUACUAGAAAUGGUUGGAGUGAGGCAAAACAGUGCUGCAAAACAAGACAGCUCAGAAAGCGAAGCUUACUUCCCUGAAUGGAUUUAUGGAUAUUUGGAACAGGGGGUAGAGGCAGUGCCAAGCAUCCAAGUGGAACAAGAAGAAGAUGCGAGGAUUGCUAGGAAGCUAAUUAUUGUGGGGCUUUGGUGCACGCAAUGGUACCCAAUGCAUAGGCCAUCAAUGAAAGAUGUGGUGCGGAUGCUAGAAGUAGAAGGUGAUGAUGAAGGCACGUUGAGGGUGCCCCCGAGUCCACAUGUUGCUGCUAAUCCCUUCACGACCAGAGAAAAAAUUAGUGCAAGGGUGACAUCUAGUUAUUUAGAAAUCAUUUCCGAAUCGGAGUGA